This is a messenger RNA of Diplodia corticola, 1980 nucleotides long. RefSeq names its product heterokaryon incompatibility protein or allele. The record is from RefSeq and is a predicted model, not a curated record. Bases 1 to 1980 code for a protein of 659 amino acids. Lineage: Eukaryota; Fungi; Ascomycota; Dothideomycetes; Botryosphaeriales; Botryosphaeriaceae. The transcript has a single exon.
AUGUCUUCUCCGUUCAGUUACCCUCCACUAGAUCAGCUACUCCGCCAAAUUCGCCUAAUCAGACUACAUCCUGCGUCUCCGGAAGACCCCAUUGAAUGCUCCAUUUAUGUGGCCUCGUUAAACAACAACCCGGAGUACGAGGCGCUGUCCUAUGCGUGGGGCGAGGCGGGUGGAGGCGUUGAGAUUCAGCUCAAUGGCAAACCUUUUACCAUCUCAAUUUGUUUAUCGUCUGCUCUUCGACACAUUCGAAAUGAAGCUGAGACUCGGGUGCUUUGGGUCGACGCGCUUUGCAUCAAUCAACAAGAUUACGGCGAAAAGGAACACCAGGUAAAGAUCAUGGGCAUGGUCUACAGGAAGUGCAAGAUAGGGCUGCUGUGGAUUGGGGAGGAGUCGGAACGAAGCGAUGCCUGGUGCCCCGCCCGAAGUCAGCGUCACUGCGACUACUGCAUCAAGGCCCCUGGAGCUGAUGGUGUUUGCUCCUACGACACACAUCAGCACCACCAAACACACAGGGAGACCAGUCGCCGCUUGAGCUUCUCCUCUGCUCCUCACGGCCAGACCAAGUGCAAACAUUUGAAUUGCAGGUGGCACGGACGACGACCAUCCAUAUCAGCAGCUCAGCAGUUGAUGAAAUCACUCGAGAAGCAUCACCUCCACGAAAUCCCCGCCCUGAAACAUGCCCUUCAACCCCGAGAGAAACUGGAGUUCGAGAUCAUGGAGCCGCUCGUAGCACUGGGGGCGUUGAUGAGUCGAAGUUGGUGGACACGGAUGUGGACCGUUCAGGAAGCCGCUCUACCACCCAUUUCCACUCUGUGCUAUGGCAAACUCACUCUUCCGCUGGUUGAAAUGGCUAGAUCAGCUGAGGAGCUCUUCUACCAUUCACAGAACUGCUGUUCUGAGUUCUUUGCCCAACUCGUCCAGAGGCUCGACAAGCUAUCGUGUGGGGAGGCCACGGUCAACGCCCUGUUCAACUUUCAGAAACACGUACACACCUUGGACUUGACCCGGAGAUGGAUAGAGCAGCGUGGUACGGGUAUCAAUCUCAUGGACUGCUUGUACAACUUUCACGAUCGGAAAUCAAAGCACCCGCGGGAUAAGAUAUUUGCCUGUCUUGGCCUGCACCCCUCGAACUUCGGUCUCGAUGCGGACUAUAAAGCCGAUGAGCAAAAACUGUACCAGAGCGUCAGCCUGCAUCUGCUGCGCUUAUACCCAGAUCGAUCGCUCUCGAUUUUGUGGCGGGAAACCGAACCCGCCGAGCCCGCCGAUCCAGACCAUCCUUCAUGGGUCAAGGAGUUCGACAAAGAGACGACGGCAAUGAAUCGACGGGCCCGAAGCGUGCAUUAUAAUGCGUCCAAAGAUGGAUCUAUUCGGCUCAGGCACUACGACAAGGGCAUUCUCUCGUUUGUUGGCACAAAGGCGGAUGCCAUUUCUGACGUGACAGAGCAUCUCCACUUUGUGUCCACCUAUUCCGGAUGCCAAUUCUCGACUUUCCGCAAAUGGGCCAAGUUUUUAAAGCUGCACGAGCGUCAGUCUGUCGCUUGGCUCGGCGACUUCACCAAAACCCUGAGCGGAGAUGUGCAUAGGCUGCGCCCGGACUACUCCGGUCUUGACGAAAAGAAGCUGGAAUCAUUCGUCAAGUCGUUACUGAAGAAACGGCCACGAUAUGAUCUCGUUGAGACAUCACUGGCCCAGGAACUGAACACCUCGGCUGCUGGGCGAAAAUUGUUUAAAACACAGAACGGACGCAUCGGCCUGGGGCCGGAAUGGAUGCAACCGGGAGAUGAGAUAUGGGUUCUCUCUGGAGGCAGUGUUCCAUUUAUUUUACGGCCUUUGACGACCGAUAUACUUGAAAAUCAUGAAGCGGCGCAAGAUGGUGCUGAACAAUAUCACAUUGUUGUCGGAGAUUGUUAUGUUCAAGGUAUCAUGUUCGGGGAGGCAGUGUCGAAUGAGUCUCAUAGUGAACGCGUCUUCCUCACUUAG